Messenger RNA from Uranotaenia lowii, 1281 nucleotides. RefSeq lists its product as uncharacterized. The record is from RefSeq and is a predicted model, not a curated record. Bases 1 to 1281 code for a protein of 426 amino acids. Lineage: Eukaryota; Metazoa; Arthropoda; Insecta; Diptera; Culicidae. The transcript has a single exon.
AUGGGUGACUUUAAUAUCAACGUGGCAGCUGAGCAACCUUCGAGUAGUCUCGUUGCACUCAAUCGUAUCCAUACAGCCUUCAACCUCUUUAUUCUACCGACUGCUCCUACCAGAAUCACUGAACACAGCUCUACGACAAUAGAUUUGCUCGUGACGGACACACCCCAAUCCAUAAAAAAAGCGAAAACAUCUUCAGCCAACACGUUAUCAGACCACGAGAUCGUAUUUCUUAUUGCCGAUCUGCGUAUACCCGAACCACCACCUCAGCUCAUUACGGUUAGAAAUCUACGUUCUAUCGAUCAAGCUAGACUCCAUGUUGACUUCCAAAACCGUGACUUCUCACAGUUUUACAAUACACCCAACGUCGACACGAAAACGCAACUGCUUACGGCCGAAUUAAAAUCUCUUCUUGACACCCACGCACCAGAGCGCACUACUAUCGUUCGAGAUAGAAAGACACCAUGGAUCACAUUUGAGAUCAAGCGAGCAAUUGCGGUCAGGGACCUCGCAUAUUCCCUCUAUGUAAGGAAUCCAAACAGAUUUAAAGGAGACGCACAGUGGGUGGAAUAUAUAAGAGAACGUAGCAGAGCCAACUCCUUAAUCUCAAAUGCUAAGAAAAGAUAUGCAGAGCGCUGCUUUUCGAAUGAUAUCUCUCCCAAACAACUUUGGAGUAAUUUAAGAAGAGAAGGAGUUCACAACAACUCCAAAAGAUCCUCACCUGAUGAAGGAUUCGACAUAGAUCUGCUUAACGCGUUCUUCUCUGACGGCCAUCAAACGAACCGGCCUGGCCCAACGCCAGCUCCUGAUGUAAUCACCGAACCGACGAGAACUACAAGGCGCUUCUCUUUUCACCAGAUAACGACAAACGAAGUUUCCAAUAAAUUAUUCGAAAUUCAGUCAAACGCAAUAGGCUGCGAUAAUAUUCCAGUAUCCUUUCUGAAGCUCUUGUGCCCAUUCAUCCUUCCAGUCAUGAAGCACCUGUUCAAUACCAUUAUCUCAUCGAACCAUUUUCCAUCGUGUUGGAAAAAGGCCAUCGUCACACCAAUACCUAAAGUAACGAGCCCUACUUCAGCUAAGGAUUUUAGGCCAAUUAGUGUGCUUCCAGCUAUAUCCAAGGUGUUAGAGAAGAUUCUGCUAUCCCAAAUCACAUUACACCUCAAUGAAAGCGAUCCACCACUUCUAGCAAUGAACCAAUCCGGCUACCGCAAGGGAUACUCUACAACAACUGCGCUCACCAAAGUGGUCCACGACAUGACAACCGUCGUCGACCAACUUCGAUAA